Molecule: messenger RNA, 2082 nt
Organism: Lolium perenne
Lineage: Eukaryota; Viridiplantae; Streptophyta; Magnoliopsida; Poales; Poaceae
Product: L-type lectin-domain containing receptor kinase IX.1-like
Biological process (GO): protein phosphorylation
Molecular function (GO): carbohydrate binding; ATP binding; protein kinase activity
Source: RefSeq, a predicted model, not a curated record
AUGACGCAGCGUCGAUAUAUGGCUGCUGCGUGCUCGCUUCAACGGCCACAUCUCUCCUUGCUUCACUUUUGCCUCUACUACUCGAUAUGGUCUCUCCACUUUCAUCGUGGUGCUUCACUUUCCUUCAACUUCACCUUCUCCCAGCCCGGUGGCCACGGCACCGGAGACUUGAUUUUCCAGGGCGACGCUCGGUUCGACUCCGACAAGACGCUGAUCGAGCUAACAAAGAGCAACACGAGCGAAAGCAUCGGGGACAGCAUAGGCCGGGUUGUGUACGCAAAGCCAGUGCCGCUCUGGGACGCCGACACCCGUGAGCUCGCCACAUUCACCACCACCUUCUCCUUCCAAAUCAAGGCAACCAGUAAUCUCAGUGGCGAUGGGUUGGCUUUCUUCCUCGGGUUUUACCCGCCGACAAACCCCGCCAACAACCGUGGGAAGAACAUGGGACUCUACCCCGAAUACCCCGGGGCAGGACCUGUGAUGGUUGGCAACGACCGGGCCGUGGCAAUUGAGUUCGACACCUUCGUCAACGAGGACAUCGGAGACCCCAGCAACAGCCACAUGGGCAUCGAUGUCAACUCCAUCAUCUCCCAGGUGUACACUAAUGUAACCUCCCCUGGCAGGAACCUCACGUCCGGAAUCUCGAUGAUUUGUGUGAUCAGCUACGAUGAAGCACAGGUUCUAUCUACUAAUCUCCGGAUCGGCGACGCGACAUACCACGUCAACACAACUGUCGACCUGAGGCAACAAUUACCUAGUGCGGCGGCUGUCGGUUUCUCCGCUGCUACUGGCACAGCGGUUGAGCUACAUGAGAUACUGUCCUGGUCAUUUACCUCCACCAUGGGUGACAGUCAGCCCCACCAGCCUCAGCCUGAGACACCUGCAAGUCCUGCAACAAAGAGUCCCCACAAGAAGGUUCCGUGGAUGCUUCUAGCUGAGGUAAUUGUAACUACCGGGUUUAUUGUGAUCGUGUGCAUAUUUGUUGGUGUUCGUCGAUGGCAGCUUUUCAUAAGAAAGAGGCGAUACACAACUCUUGCCAAGGGCCUUGAACAUUUCGAUUAUCAUAAGCUGGAGCGUGCAGCAAACACUUUCGCGGCUGGAAAUAAGAUUGGCGAAGGCGGUUCGGCCUGUGUUUAUCAAGGUGAACUGGCAUACCCACCACGGUCGGUGGCGAUAAAGAAGUUCAAACUAGAAACGUCCGGUCAGGGGAGGGAGGCGUUCGAGGCUGAACUCGGUAUCGUCAGCCGCCUCAGGCACCGCAACCUGGUCGAGCUAAUUGGCUGGUGCUACGACAGCCAGAGAAACCUGCUCGAGUUCAUAUGCUGGUGGUGGGACGAUAGGUACACACGUCUCGUCCUCGUCUACGAGCUUGUGUCCGAAGGUGGUCUUGAUCAACACCUGCACGGGGACAAGAGCUGGUUACCAUGGUCCAAGAGGUACGAAAUAAUCGUCGGCCUAGGGUCAGCAAUACAAUACCUCCAUGUAGACUGUGAGCAACAUCAGCAGUGUAUCGUGCAUGGGGAUAUUAAAUCGAGCAACAUACUGCUCGACUCAUCGUAUAAUGCCAAGUUGGCAGACUUUGGAUGUGCAAGGUUUGUUCACCAUGAAACUGGUUCCAAGACAACAAAUGUCGUACAGGGCACUUACGGGUAUAUAGACCCCGUGUUCAUGAAUACGAGCCAGCGGAACAGGGAGUCGGACAUCUAUAGUUUCGGCGUCCUUCUGCUAGAGAUGGUCUCUGGCUGGGACCCGACUAUCCAAAAUAAGCCCCCAUUGCCGUCACGGGUAACGGAAUUGUACCAAAGCGAUGCGCUCGUGGAAGCCGUAGAUGAAAGGCUGAUUGGCGGCGAGGGCGAGUCCAGCUCUGCCCGGCGCCAGAUGGAGCAAGUGCUACUAGUCGGGCUCAUGUGCUUGCACCAGGAUCCGAGCAGCCGGCCGUCCAUAGCUCAAGCCAUGGAUGCCCUUCGAUCGGAGGACGACAGGUUUGACAUCACUUCACGGACGCGGCGGUCUCCGUCGUUGUCAAUACAGGUCUCUGAUGGCGUCCACUCUUCCACUACCAGCUGGUCUGAUGAUCAUUAG